AAUGUUGGAUGAAAAAUGUACAAGCGUUGACCUAUCAUCAGCAAAGAAGAUAAGAAAGAGUCGUAGGAAUCACAAUGGAGAUCAAAAUAGCAUCUAUAUGUCCAAAGAUGAUUUCAACUCCCUAGAAGAGAGUACAAAGAUUGACUGGCUCAGAGCCUUGAAUUUAGUUCCCACAGCUGAAGCUGUUGAAAUGAAAACAAGAAGAUCACGGCGCAGUACAGCUAACCCUCUAUUUAGUAUGCCUCGACCAAAAUCCUCAACGUUUUAUUAUGCUUUAAACUCAAGGGUAAAGAAUUUAGAGGAAGAAAAGUCACAAUUAUGCAAAAAUAUAGCUCGAGAGGGUACUCGCCUAGAGAACUUGAAACGUAAAAGUAGCGAAUUAAGAAAAAAGGCUAACGAUUUAGAAGAUAUAAAUGAAAUGCAGAGAAUAAAAAUAAGUGAAUUCGAGCAGUUACAAACCUUGAGAAAAAUUCUACCCACUUUAUGA
Molecule: messenger RNA, 487 nt
Organism: Dimorphilus gyrociliatus
Lineage: Eukaryota; Metazoa; Annelida; Polychaeta; Dinophilidae
Source: the annotation of a GenBank genome assembly